Teleopsis dalmanni is the source of this 1413-nucleotide messenger RNA. RefSeq lists its product as uncharacterized. Bases 142 to 1284 code for a protein of 380 amino acids. The record is from RefSeq and is a predicted model, not a curated record. The transcript has a single exon. NCBI's taxonomy places the organism in Eukaryota, Metazoa, Arthropoda, Insecta, Diptera, Diopsidae.
UUAAAAAAAUUAAAAAAGUUGUUAACUUCAAAAAACACAAAAUUGUUUGUCCUUUUCCAAAUUAAAAUUAUACUUUGUCAUUUUGUCAUCCGUGAUCAGUUCUGAAACCCUUAUUUUCAAAAAUUUUAGAAACCUCAAGCUAUGUCCUAUCAAAUCAAGUCCACACCUUAUUUUCGACGCCUAGUCGCGACUAGCAAACAAAAUGGGGAGCUUCAGAGACUUAAAGAAGAGUAUGAUCGCAUAAAGGAGUUUAACGAACGCUCAAUUGAGAAAAAAAUGCGACAAGUACGUCUAAAGCGUCUCUUUAAGGAAAUUGAAGAAAUUAAGGAGAGUAGCUUUUCUGGUGGUCGUCGUAUAAGAAGAGAACGCAAAAAAACUCAAGAAGAUUUACGUGCUGAAAUGAUACGCAGGGCCAACGAGUUGGGUAAGGAAUAUUCAAAAUUUAAUGGUUUACUUCAAAGUGGCAGUUCUGCGAGACAAACUCAGAGUAUAGGUACUGUACCUUUGGAGAAAAUCUUAGCUGAAAAACGUAUUAAUUAUGGUAAUUCUAUAUCACGCUUGAACAUGCAAAAAAUGAGUGUUCCGAAGAAAGUGCCACGCCCCUUCAAUGACUCACCUAAAAAAGUACAAAGUUCAAUUCUGUAUAAAAAACGUAUACAAUAUGGAAAUGGUUGCAUGAAGAAGUUCAUGUCUAAUGGGUCACGUAUAGUGAAUUCUGCAAAGAUAGAAUUCCAGCAUCUUCCGGAAUCAAAGCCAGCUGACAAUGUCUUUGGUAGAGAAAACUUUAUUCUUCAGAAAAAGGGUGUCUUAAAACCAUUAUCAGCAUCAAGAGCAGAACGUGCCAGAAGCAACUGGAAUGUAGCAAUAACAAGCAUAUUUAAAGCCAUCGAUUAUUUGGAUGGCGAAAGUUAUGUGCAAGCUCCCACUACGGUGGAACCAAUUGAUUCGUGCUAUGAUGUGAAAAGUGCUCAUAGCAAAAUGAGUAUUAGUGAUGAGGAGGAUGUUGAUGCUGAAACUUCGGACACUUCAAUAUCCUCAUACCAUGAUAGCAGCAGCGAGCUAAUCGCCGUCGAUCGGUAUGACUCUAUUUCUCACCCAGUUUCAUCAGUAGGCACGCUAGAUUUUCAAAUUUUGCACGAAGAAAUAGCAAAACUCGAUCCAAUACCAACAAUAAUAAAGCCAUCUGCCAUACAAACAAAAUUUUUGGAAAAAAUGCCCAACGGUAAGGAUAGUUUCGAAUAUGGUGUCAAGGAGCUGCGGCACAUUUUCGAAAAUCAGAAUUAAGGGGCAUAGUUUGUUACCUAAAUUGACAGCUUGAAAAUCGUCUCCCUCUGGUAGUACAAAUAAUAAAAUUGUUUUUGUAUUUGCUACAAUGUAAGCUUAUUCGAAUAAAUUAUUUUGGAGUAAUUGGAA